This is a messenger RNA of Didymodactylos carnosus, 1404 nucleotides long. Lineage: Eukaryota; Metazoa; Rotifera; Eurotatoria; Philodinida; Philodinidae. The record is from the annotation of a GenBank genome assembly.
AUGUCAUAUAGCCGUCAAGUUCGUCCGCCAGUCACAACUAGCCAUCUCCCGCCUGCUGCUCCCACUGCUCGUGCCAGACCUGUCGGUGGUUUUGACAAUGCUGAAACGGGACGGAUCCAUCCUAACGAGUUCGACGUUGUGAAUAUGAGCGAAGCAGAUAAACGGGCCGCUGCAGAAUAUUUCAAUACUAAUGGAGUUCGAGGAUUUGAAAACUUUCUAAAUAACAGAUUAAAUGCAUGGCAUGCAAGUCCUUUGAAAGUUGCUAAAACCGGUGAAUCGGGCAGUGGGAAAUCAAUGUUCAUUAAUACGAUUAGAGGUCUUAAUCCAGCUGAUAAUGUUGCCGCUCUAACAGGCGUUACUGAAACUACAGAUCGUGUCGAAGACUAUCCGCAUCCAGAAAAUCCAAAUUUGAUCUUUUAUGAUUUACCGGGGGUCAAUACACCGAAUUUUCCCAGAGACACCUAUUUGGAAAAAGUUAACUACAAGCAGUACGACUUUUUCAUUAUUAUUAGUCGGACACGUUUCACCGACAAUGAUUUAUGGCUGGCAAAAGAAGUAAAAACAAGGGGGAAAUCGUUCUUCUUUGUACGAACGUAUGUUGAUGUAGAUUUAGUGAACGAAAGACGAGAUCGUCCAGAAACAUACGACGAUAGGGCAGUUUUAGAUAGAAUAAGAAAUAACAGUCUGGAUCAUCUAAGAACAAUUGAGAGCAAUCCAAAAGUUUUCGUGAUUUGUGGUCUGUUGAGUCAAACAACAAAAUUUGACUACGGAUUAAUGGCUGAAACACUUCUGAUGGAAUAUCCGUCAUAUAAACGGCAAGCUAUGAUACUAGCUAUGACAAUGAAUUGUAAAGAAGUAAUGAAAGCAAAAGUAAAUGAAUUACGAUCGAAAAUAUGGAUGGUUGCUACUCUUAGUGCAGGAAUUGCUGCUGUCCCAGUUCCUGGUUUAUCGUUCUCAGUAGAUCAAACGCUCCUGCUCGCGUGGAUCAUUCGAUACAAAAAACAACUUGGUCUUGACGAUAAAUCAUUGCAAAAGGUAGCGGCACUGCAUGAUAUUCCAUUAGCAGAAUUACAAGGGCAAAUCCAGUCAAUAUUUUCGGUCUACUUUUUCACUGACUUGCCAAAACUGAUGUAUGUCCUACUUGAAAGCCAGGCCGUGGGUGGAGCAGUAGAGGAAUUCAGUCGAUUUAUUCCCAUAGUUGGCUCAUUCAUAGCUUCAGCCAUAUCGUUUAGUGUUAUCAUGGGUAUGCUUCAUAAAAUGUUGAAUGAUAUGGAAAAAGCAGUUCUGUUAUUGAUUGAUGUAAUCAAAGAACGUUCAGUAAGUCCUGCAGCUGAGCCCUUAUCUAACAUGAAAGCUCGCGCUGCCAGACAUCUUUCAAAGAGCUUUCGCGGCUUUUGUGAAUAG